Molecule: messenger RNA, 5348 nt
Organism: Corvus hawaiiensis (hawaiian crow)
Lineage: Eukaryota; Metazoa; Chordata; Aves; Passeriformes; Corvidae
Gene: CAPN3
Product: calpain 3
Exons: 24
Coding region: 1926-4355 (809 amino acids)
Biological process (GO): proteolysis; negative regulation of apoptotic process
Cellular component (GO): cytoplasm
Molecular function (GO): calcium-dependent cysteine-type endopeptidase activity; calcium ion binding
Source: RefSeq, a predicted model, not a curated record
AAAGCAAAUGACUUGCUUUUAUUCUCUGGCCCUUGGCAAGAUAUCUGCACCAUAGUAAGUACUCAUGGGUCAAAUUUUCCAUGGUAUGAAGUUCCUAACUUCUAUGGAUUUCAGUAGGAAUUAGUUGCUGAAAAUAUUAGCAGUUGUCUUUAGGUCUGAGAAAAUAAAUUUCAAAUAAUAUGAUUUACAUUGCUAUUUGUAGUCACUCACAUGUAAGUUCCACAUAUUUGUGCCACAAAUGAAGAAAUAAAUCUUUUGUAUAUCUUUACAAGAGAAAUAAUUGAAUUCAAUUAGUGAAAACAACUGGAGAGAAAACUUCAUACAAAUUAAAUAGCAAUAUUAACAUUUUAGAUUACUUCACUAAAGAUUAGUUCAUUGUUACUCUGUCUGAGCUAUUUGGGUACUUCUGCUUGCAGUAAAUUCCAUUGCCUAUGGGAUUUAAUUCCUGAGAAUUUAUUUCGUUGUUUGUAUUAGACAGCACGUCCGUUCUCUAUGGAAAAUUGUGUUUAUUUAAAGACACCAUUUGUCUUUUGCUAGCAACUCCUGUUAAAAAAAACCUUACAUAACAAGCCCAUCUGUCCAGUAAGAAAUAAGAAAAGGAGAAAUUGUAUUUUAACCAGGUGUAACUCCUCUACAUUGGCUGAGAAGUGAGAAGUGCGUGUCCACCUUCCACUCCAUAUGCAGGCACUGGCUGAUCUGUUAGCUAUAGCAGUAGCAGCAGGCCGUACCCUGGCACUUGCUGACCAUCCCACUAGAAAAAAAACAAACAAAACCCACUGCUGAUCAUUCACUUCAUCCUCCCCAGCAGCCUGCAAAGAGUUUGUCAAAUGUUUUACCCCUACUACUGACAAUUCUUCCAGAAACAGAGCUCUGUAUAUGAGAUAUAAGAGAUGUACUGUUAUACCGGGUAGAAAGGGAGAAUGUGAAAGAAAAAAACAUAUGCACAGGCAGCAAAAUGAGCAUUUUUGCUGUAGCUGUGCAGUGAAAGGCCCUUGCAUCUCACUACUUGCAUAUGCUGCAAAGAGUGACACGGCUCUGCCAAACUGUCCUGCAAUGUAGUGUCAAGUGGCCCAGUUUCCAUGCUAGGCUCUUUAUAAACUUUUCAGCCCCUACAAAAAAGUUGCCUUUUUCAUGGGAGGUAGCUACUAGCAGGUGAAUCUUAGUGUUGCCAAGCUGCUCUUCCAGAGGAACCAAACCCAGCUGGCAGGUAUUGACCUGACCUCAGUAGCAUCAAAUUAGCACCUUUUUCACGAUUAGAAGCGUCUUCUGAUAAUCCUCUCUAGUAGUAAAAAAUUGCCUACAUCUUUUCUGCCAGAAAGGGUAGAAACAAGUCGGGUACAAGAAUUCCUUCAGUAAUGUCAGGACCACUGCCUGGCGAAUUUUGUACAUAAGGUUCCCAAGCCAGCAGGAGUUUAGCUUCCAGUUUCACUGUCCUCUCUACUUAAGGAAAACAUGAACUGCUUGCACCAGGAGUCAGUCCACACACAGAGUCCAUCCCAGGAACAUGCCUGGCCUCAGCACAAGCUGCACAGAAGACUGACACCAUCUCACUAAUGCCCUCCCUCUCAUUUUCCCUCUCUCUUUGCCUGUAGUUAUUUUUAGAUUUCGCAGUUAAAGCUCGUCCCUUCUGGACACUUACACGCACAGGACAGCACACACACAUGCUGAAGAUACAACUCAGACACAGGAGUGAGCCAACUGAUCAUCUUGUCCCACAACCAGGAACAAAUUACAAUUUCUGAUGACAGAAUACUGUCCUUUGAGAGGAUGCAAAACCACAUGGAAUUUUCUGGCUUGCAAAUCUGACUAGAAGACUUUCAACAGAUAGAAAAGACGGUUUGCACAGCAACUUCCUCUUUUCUGAAAUUUCCUUCCAGUUUGCAAGAUCCUGCUGUCUUUCAGCAUUUGCUGUAAGCCUGAUUCCCAUGCCGUCCGCCAUAAAUGCAGCGGUGGCUCAGCAAACAGCUGCUGGGUCAGUCCCCAACGCCACUAUUGGCACUACGGAGGGGGCAGGAGGGGGAGCAGGGGGGAUUUAUUCUGCCAUUUUAAGUCGCAAUCAGCCCAUUAUCAGUGUAAAGGAGAAGACCUAUGAAGAGCUUCACAAGAAGUGCCUGGAGAAAAAUAUUCUCUAUGAAGAUCCUGAUUUCCCACCAAAUGAGUCCUCCCUUUUCUACAGCCAGAAAAGCCCCGUCAAGUUCGAAUGGAAAAGACCACGUGAAAUCUGUGAGAAUCCACGGUUUAUUAUUGGUGGAGCCAACAGAACAGAUAUCUGCCAAGGAGAAUUAGGUAAUUGCUGGUUUCUGGCUGCCAUUGCUUGCCUGACCCUGAAUAAAAAACUACUCUGUAGAGUCAUACCUCAUGACCAGUCCUUUAUACAAAACUAUGCUGGCAUUUUUCACUUCCAGUUCUGGCGCUAUGGAGACUGGGUGGAUGUCGUCAUCGACGACUGCUUACCCACCUACAACAACCAGCUGGUCUUUACCAAGUCCUCCCAGCGCAACGAGUUCUGGAGCGCCCUCCUGGAAAAGGCCUAUGCAAAACUCCAUGGGUCAUAUGAAGCUUUGAAGGGAGGCAACACCACUGAAGCCAUGGAGGACUUCACCGGAGGAGUCACAGAGUUCUACGAGAUAAAGGAUGCCCCUAAAGAUAUCUAUAAAAUCAUGAAACAUGCCAUUGACAGAGGAUCCCUCAUGGCCAGUUCCAUUGAUGAUGACCUAGGCUUUUCCUAUGGAUCAGCUCCUCGGAGCAACAUUGGGGAACUGAUUGCUCGCAUGGUGAAGAAUCAAGAAAACGCACAGAUGACUCAGCCCACUGUAGACUACCAGGGGAUGGAUGAGAGGCCAGCCUGGACCAUAAUGCCGAUGCAGUACGAGACACGGAUGUCCUGCGGGCUCGUCAAAGGCCACGCCUACUCCGUGACGGCCGUGGAAGAGACAGUAUUUAAAGGGGAGAAAAUACGUCUGGUAAGGCUGAGAAACCCCUGGGGCCAGGUGGAAUGGAAUGGAGCCUGGAGUGACAAGUCAGAGGAAUGGAACUCUGUUAAUGAAGCAGAGAAAAUCCGCCUGCAGCACAAGGUCGUGGAGGAUGGGGAGUUCUGGAUGUCUUUUCAAGAUUUCAUGAGGUACUUCACAAAGCUUGAGAUGUGUAACCUCACACCUGAUACUCUGGAAGUGGAUAAAUUCCAGACCUGGACUGUGUCAGUCAACGAAGGGCGCUGGGUGAGAGGCUGCUCAGCUGGAGGUUGCCGCAAUUAUCCAGAUACAUUUUGGACCAAUCCCCAGUAUCGCUUGAAGCUGCUGGAGGAAGAUGAUGAUCCUGAGGAUGAAGAGGUUAUCUGCAGCUUCCUUGUCGCACUGAUGCAGAAAAACAGGAGGAAAGAGCGCAAGCUGGGAGCCAACCUGUACACCAUUGGCUUUGCCAUCUAUGAGGUGCCCAAAGAGAUGCAUGGUACUAAGCACCACUUGCAGAAGGAUUUUUUCCUCUACAAUGCCUCCAAAGCUAGAAGUAAGACCUACAUAAACAUGCGAGAAAUCUCUGAGCGCUUCCGCUUACCUCCCAGCGAGUACGUCAUCAUCCCAUCGACAUAUGACCCCCACCAGGAGGGAGAAUUCAUCCUCAGGGUCUUCUCAGAGAAAAGAAGUCUUUCAGAGGAGGUUGAAAACAUGAUUGAGGCAGAGCGUCCAUUGAAGAAAAAGGGCAAGCCUAUCAUCUUCGUUUCUGACAGAGCGAACAGCAAUAAGGAGCUGACAGCAGAUGAAAAUGCUGGCAAAGAUGGUGAAAAAACCCAAGCAGAUGAGAAAAAGCGUUCUUCAACAAAAGCUCAUGAGGAGAGUGAAGAGCAAAAACAGUUCAGGAACAUUUUCCGACAGAUUGCAGGGGAUGACAUGGAGAUCAAUGCUGAGGAACUUAGGAACGUUCUCAAUAAUGUCGUAAAAAAACAUAAGGACCUAAGGUCAGAAGGGUUUGAAUUGGAAUCCUGCCGCAGCAUGAUUGCUUUAAUGGAUACAGAUGGCUCAGGGAAGAUAAACUUUGAUGAAUUCCGACAUCUCUGGGACAAGAUUAAAAGCUGGCAGAAAAUUUUCAAGCGUUACGACGCGGAUCAUUCAGGAACCAUUAACAGCUACGAGAUGCGCAAUGCAGUCAAAGAUGCAGGGUUUCGGCUGAACAACCAGCUCUACGACAUCAUCACCAUGCGCUACGCUGACAAGAACAUGAACAUUGACUUUGACAGCUUCAUCUGCUGCUUCGUGCGCCUGGACGCCAUGUUCCGGGCAUUCCACGCCUUUGACAAAGAUGGAGAUGGCAUCAUUAAGCUCAACGUCCUGGAGUGGCUGCAGCUCACGCUGUACGCGUAACACCGGAGCCAGCGGCCACCUUUGCCAAGAACACUCUGAAGACUUCCAAGGAACUAGCACCAUUCAUCCCAAGGGCAAGCAAGAGCAAUUCCUAAUUAUGUCGUUCAGUUGCUGAGAUAAACAGCACAUGGGAAGAAGCCCUUGGAAAAAGAGACAACCAUACUCUCAUAGACAGGACAGUGCACAUAGUUUGUAACUACUUUUAUAGCAUCCUGACAUUUUUCCUUUGGCAACAAGGAUUAAUUUAUUGAUGACUGAAUUAAGCUUUCUCUGCGUAGUGAAGACAUGGAGAAUACAUAAUUGUUCUGCUUGUGCUGACAACGGGAAAGGUCUUCCCUCAGGUCAGGUGAAACUGGGACUGUAUCUAACUGUGAAAGUCAGAGGUGUUUACUGUCACUUCGUAAUUAGUCAUUAACUCUUUGUCCUGCUCUUGGUAUUACCCUUUCAUCUCUUUGUAAUAUUUACUGAAUAUUUCACAUGAGAUUGUGCUAAUUAUGUUAAUAUUAUGCAACCCAACAACUCAGUUACAGAUUUGGCUGUGCAGGUUGGAUCUCUGCUAUGUGGAAAUGGGGGAGUAGGGCAUGACCGACUGCAAUACCAGAGUACCGCUUAUCUAACGCCUCAGCAGAAGUACCAGAACUGAGCAACUGGCUCUCAUUUUACUACCCCCAUGGGAUCUUAAUUACACAUUUGGACAUUUUAAGUGUUUUUCAUUGUAACUUCAUUCCCUGUAACACUGAGAAAUUUAUUUGCCCUUUGAGGCAGAAAACCCGGUACACAUACAAAUCUAUGUAUCUACACACACAGACAAACGUACUUCCCCCAGCCCUGGUCCUGUUUCCCAAUAGUACCAUGCAUUUCUUUAUUGCAAGAGGUGACGUGUAGCAGAAUCAGAUACUGUAUCAGCAUGACCACUUUGGGAAUAUUAUUCCAAUAGGCAAGUAGAAUUAGCUUAAUGGAACCAAAAAUAAAAUCAAUUGGAUUUUUGGCCUA